AUGACUCCAAUCCACCAAAGCGGCAUCCCGGAGAAGCUCGUCAAGCCCUGGGCUCUCCCUCCGCAAAAGACAUACAUCCUUCACAACGCCAACGUCGUGGACACCCUCAAUGGCGCCAUCAUCGCCCACCAAACCGUCACCCUGCGCGACGGGCUCAUUGACUCUGUCCAGUCCACGCACGGCUACACCUACCCCAUCCUGCCGUCCUCGGCCGAUGUCGUGGAGGUCGACCUCGAUGGCCGCUACCUCUGCCCCGGGCUCAUCGACUGCCACGUGCACCUCACCGCCGUCGCCGGCUCCGCCUCUCUGGGCUUUGACGAGGCCGACAUGGCCGUCUCGUACUUCCGGCAGCCCUUUCUCUGCCGGCAGAUGCUCAGCCGCGGCUUCACCUCGGUGCGCGACACGGGCGGCGCCACGCUCGCGCUCAAGGAGGCCAUUGCCGACGACGUCUUCCCCGGCCCGCGCGUCUUCAUCUCCAACAAGGCCAUUUCGCAGACGGGCGGCCACGGCGACGUCCGCAAGGCGCACGACAGAGCUGGCGGGGACUGCUGCCAGUGCGGCACGCAGUCGAGCAUCUCGGUCGUCGCGGACGGCGUGUCGGCGUGUCUGACGACGACGCGGGAGCAGCUGCGCCAGGGCGCGGAUUUCAUCAAGAUCAUGGUCGGCGGCGGCGUGGCCAGCCCGACGGACCGCAUCGAGAACACGCAGUUCACGGCGGCCGAGAUCCGCGCCAUUGCCGACGUGGCGGAGAGCUACGGGACAUAUGUCACCGCGCACGCGUACACGCCGAAAGCGAUCCGCCACGCCGUGGACAAUGGCGUCCGCGGCAUCGAGCACGGCAACCUGAUUGACGAGGAUACGGCAAAGUACAUGGCCGAGCACAAAGUCUGGCUGACGCCGACGCUCAUCACGUACAAGGCCAUGGGCGAGGAGAAGUACAGCGCGUUCCUGCCGCCGGAGAACCAGGCCAAGAACCAGCAGGUGCUCGCGCGGGGCGUGGCCUCGCUGAAGCUCGCGCACGACGCGGGCGUUGCCAUCUGUCACGGCUCGGAUUUGCUAGGGCCGCUGCAGGCGGAGCAGUCGCGCGAGUUUGGCCUGCGCGCGCAGGGCUUAAGCAACAAGGUCGUGUUGCAGGGCGCGACGGUGAAUGCGGCGCGGAUGCUGAAGCAGGAGGAUGUGCUGGGGCAGGUUAAGGAGGGGUUUACGGCGGAUUUGCUGGUGCUGAGGAAGAACCCGCUGGAAGAUGUGAGCGUGCUGGACGAGCCGGAAAAGAGUGUCCUGGUGGUGGUGAAGAAUGGGAGGGUGUAUACGAGUCGCUGGAGUGAGAUGGUGGAGGAUACCGAGCCGAGGAUGGCAAUGAUUGAGUAG
This is a messenger RNA of Akanthomyces muscarius, 1368 nucleotides long. RefSeq lists its product as uncharacterized. Gene Ontology annotation, molecular function: hydrolase activity, acting on carbon-nitrogen (but not peptide) bonds. Lineage: Eukaryota; Fungi; Ascomycota; Sordariomycetes; Hypocreales; Cordycipitaceae. The transcript has a single exon. The record is from RefSeq and is a predicted model, not a curated record. The coding region runs from base 1 to 1368 and encodes 455 amino acids.